CCAAGCUCGACGCCGACUAACUUGGAAAUGGCUCCCCGCGAACAAACUUUUAAAGGACGCGGCGCCAACUCAAAAUGGCGAUGAUGGAACCAAUUUAUUUCUUCACUAGUGAAGCAAUAUCUUCUUUGUUUUUGCCCAAUGAUGGACCAUUUAUUGUAUUCCAAACGAAGUACUAUUUCUUAUGUUCCAAACGAAGGACCAUUUCUUAUGUUGUGUGCGACGCUCAAUGUUAAUUUAUUAUCAUCCAUAGGUCGUUUCUUGAGUCCACUAAUUAUAAAAUAAAAACAUCGCACUUGUAAACAUAAGAAAGAAUUUAUUAUUUACACACCUUGUGUACAUUAUAUUAAUUUAUAAUUUGUAAUAUUUAGCCUUUAAGACUACUUAAUAAUAAUUAAUUUAAUAUUUGUGGCUAUAGCCCACACGCGUCUCAAAAUCAAGAAGUUCGAGAAGACCGCCAAAAACGGCAAAACUUUUUAAAUCAAUUUUUUGCUAUGCAAAGGAAUUUGUGUUCAUUCUGCUUUGAACACCUACGAUAUCUUUCUGACAAAAAUAUACCUAAUUAUCGUUUAAUUAUUUAGGUGAACGUUAUGUUUUUCUUUAAUUAAAUAGGUAGGUACCUAAUAGUAAGUUAAUAAGACCUUAGAGUAUUUUGUGCUCUAAAGUUAGGUGCAUCAGUCAAUCCUGAAGGCCGGCUUGAAAUUUCGUCUGGAUUAAAAGAAUGAUGAUCUAUAAUUAUUAUAGAUAAAAUUUUCUUGGUUACAUUUCUAAAUAGUUUUAAUACCUACAUCAGAGAAUUUAAUCAAGGAACAAAGAAAAAAUCAUAUUGACUUCAUAUUAUGUUUCUAGGUAAAAAUGAAGCUACUAGCAACCAUUAUCUUGUUGAUAUAUUUGCAUGGAGUAACCUCUGAGGAGUUAGCGUACUCCACCAAAUAUGAUGGAGUGGACCUCAACGAGGUCCUAUCGAAUGACCGUCUAACUACCGGCUACAUCAACUGCCUUCUCGACAACGGGCCCUGCAGUCCAGAAGCCAAGGAACUUAAGAAAAACCUUCCAGAUGCCAUACAAAAUGAUUGUAUGAAGUGUAGCAGUAGACAACGCGAGGGCGCAGACCAAGUGUUGGAUUUUAUAAUCGAUCACCGACCCGAAGAUUGGGAAAAACUCGAAAAAAUGUAAGAAAAAAUUUAAAAGCGAUAAAGUAAGACUAGAGUCCAUAAUGUUUUUCAUAUAAAAAAUGAUAUUACUAAAAUUGGUUAGGAAUAGCGUUAUUUACUAACGUUAGUUAGUAAUAAUUAUUUUCAAUUAUCAAAUCACGUGAGAAAGUUUUCACAUUAUCUUUAAAGACACUACUACAUUUUUUUUAUUGCAAUUAG
Diatraea saccharalis (sugarcane borer) is the source of this 1370-nucleotide messenger RNA. The record is from the annotation of a GenBank genome assembly. Lineage: Eukaryota; Metazoa; Arthropoda; Insecta; Lepidoptera; Crambidae.